AUGGAUCCGAAGUGUUUGUACGGUCUUGACGGUUCCGAUUCAGGAUUCGAGAUGAGUUUUGAUUCGGAAAACGAAGCCGCGUUUUCGUUAGACGACACCAUGGGCUCGGAGGGUUUCGCGUCAUCGGUGAGCUUAGCCGACGAAGAUCUGCAAGUGAAGCCGAAAAAACGCCGUCAAAGAAGAACAAGAGAACGUAGUCCAACACAGCUGAUUAAAAUUAGAAAACACCGUCGCAUGAAGGCCAACGACAGGGAACGGAACAGGAUGCACAUGUUGAACGAAGCCCUGGACAGACUGCGAUGCGUUUUGCCUACGUACCCCGACGAUGCAAAAUUGACGAAAAUCGAAACACUGAGGUUCGCACACAAUUAUAUUUGGGCACUUUCUCACACUCUACAAGUCGUUGAGUCCACCGAACAAUCGCCUUUAGAUCAAAACCAACCACUUAUGUUAACCAUGGGUGAUGUGACGGUUAGCAUCGGUCAACAAGGCAAUAAGAUCACUUCGUCGACGGGCACGUGCGCGCUCGCGCAACAGAAGAAACCCGGUGGUUGCGCUUCAGACGUGCCCGAACCGUCACCGUCGACCCCGACCCCGACGGCUCUGGCAACCUCGACGCCCGUGAAGAAAUCGCCGUCCGUUCACUGCUUGGACGACUCCGGUUACUUCGAAGAGCCACGGGUCGACCACCACCAUCACCAAUUCCUUCACCGUCAUCAUGCCACGACGGUGGCCGCUGUCGACGAGUACGCAGGCCACGACCACGGUGGUUACCGACCGGACUCCAGGUGGUUCCAGAGACAGGAGGACGGUCAUCACCAGCACCAGCACCAGCCGGCCAACGAUAGGACGUGGCCCGACCCUUCGUACUGCGACCCGUACCCGCUAACCAAUCACUGGCCACAGCCGACCGCUUGGCACAACCACGGGCCGCUGACUUACCCCUCGUCCGUGGACCAGAUGUGCCACGAACCGAUGAUGUUCUACUCUUGAGACUGCUGACGUAAUCUCGUACCGAUCCCGGUAACUUCCGCUCAACUCUUCCGGAAUUGCGCUAUCGGUAUGCGUAAACAAAAAUAAUAACACGGUCCCGUCCGCCUAUUCCUACUCCUUUUCCUCGUCCGGUGUUCGCGUCAUCCAUCACAACCGAUCGUAUCCGUGAUACGGGCACACAUGCCUUAUCGACGUUCGCAGAAAUCGACUCGGCUGUAUUAUUAAAUAUUAUGUUUGUAAUAUUAUAUUAUUAUUAUUAUUAUUAUUAUUAUUAUUAUUAUCUAACCUUUUUCCAUCGGUUUUAUUUUCCUUAGAAAAAUAUGCACUUGUUGUGAACACUCUGAUAUUGUAAUAAUAUUUUUGUACACGUGUAAAAUAAAAACGUA
This is a messenger RNA of Sipha flava (yellow sugarcane aphid), 1379 nucleotides long. It is a transcript of the gene tap, whose product is annotated as neurogenic differentiation factor 4. NCBI's taxonomy places the organism in Eukaryota, Metazoa, Arthropoda, Insecta, Hemiptera, Aphididae. The transcript has 3 exons. Bases 1 to 993 code for a protein of 330 amino acids. Gene Ontology annotation, molecular function: protein dimerization activity. The record is from RefSeq and is a predicted model, not a curated record.